AUGUUAAAGAAAGUGCAAAUCCUCAUUCUGCUGAUUAUCGGUGUAAAUAUAGGCAUAAUACCAGUACACUCUGUAAAAAUGAAGAGUCUUCAUGUAAAAUUUAAUGAAAGUUUGCAUAACUGCUUUAACAAAAUUACAAGUUCCAAUUCCAGACAUCACAAAAGGAACAAUGUAUAUGCAUAUUUAAAACAUCCCUACUUGCAUAUUCAUCAAAGAAAAAUUAAUUAUUUAAAAAACACCAAUUGUAUAUACUCCAAAUAUUACAAUAAUGAGCCUGUAUACAAUACAUACAAUCCCAUUUUAAAUUAUGACGUCCUUGAUGUAAUAAAAGUGUAUGGAAGAUUUGCUGAACACGGAUACUAUGAAUCACUUAACAUUAUUAUUGACAUAAAAGAUGAUGAGGGAAUUGCUGGAGAAAAGACUUAUGGUAUGACGAACGAGGGUAAAGAUACAGAAGGAAAAGAAAAUGGAAUAAGCGAUAGGGGAAAUGAAAAUGAAAAUCGACUAAGCAAUGACGGAACUGAAAAUGAAAAUCGACUAAGCAAUGGUGGAAAAGAAAAGAAUCGUAGUGAGGAAAAUAAAAAAGGAAAUAAUAACUGGAUAGACAAGUUCUUUACACUUAUAAGAUUUAAAGAUAAAAAUGAACGCAAGGAGAUAUACUGGUAUAGGUAUUUUUUAAAAUAUGGGAAAAUGAAUUUUACAGAUUUUAAAAAACAUUUAUUACACUUAAAAUUUAAAUGGCCAAAAGAUUCCCUAUUUCCAACAUAUAACAUUUUUUUAUUCGAAAAAGGAUUAAGCAAAAAUGUAGACUCUCCACAUAUACGUACAAAGGUUGAAAAUUACAUUCAACAUCAAGAAAUAAAUGAAAAUUUAUUGAAAACUUGUUUUUAUUGUUUUUCACAAGGUAAAGAAUAUAUAACUGCUCAAGAUAUAUUAAAAACUUUUAUUGGAUGGAGAAAAUAUGAUAAAAAUAAGCACAAGGAAGAGGGUUCAAAAUUUUGGUCUUUUUUUAGCAAGGGGAGUAGGAAGCCAGAUUCAAUAGAUUGGUUCAUGUUCAAAAAUAAAAUUGAUUCUUGUACAAUUCGAAUGCACCAGGAGAAGAAAUAG
This is a messenger RNA of Plasmodium gonderi, 1107 nucleotides long. RefSeq lists its product as hypothetical. The transcript has a single exon. Bases 1 to 1107 code for a protein of 368 amino acids. The record is from RefSeq and is a predicted model, not a curated record. Lineage: Eukaryota; Apicomplexa; Aconoidasida; Haemosporida; Plasmodiidae.